AUCUCAUUGUCUAUGAAUACAUGAAAAAUGGUAGUUUGUGGAACAGAUUGCAUGAGAAUAGGAGUUCAACAUUAGAUUGGCAGACACGCUAUAAAAUAUCGCUGGGAACAGCUUAUGGGCUGGCCUACUUGCAUCAUGACUGUGCUCCUGCUAUUGUUCACAGAGACAUGAAAUCCAGUAACAUAUUGUUGGAUGAAGACAAGGAACCAUGUUUAGCUGAUUUUGGUUUUGCUAAAUGCCUUCAAGUUAGUGGAAAGGGAAAUUCUACAGCAGUCAUAGUAGGCACCCAUGGCUACAUUGCUCCAGAAUAUGCAUACACAUAUAAAGUGAGCGAGAAAAGCGAUGUGUACAACUUUGGGGUUGUGCUGAUGGAGCUUGUGACUGGCAGAGGGCCAAUGGAGGAUGAAUUUGGAGAGAACAGAGGAGUUGUUGAUUGGGUCUCUGCCAAAUAUUUCUCGAGAGAGAGUGUAGUCGAGUUGUUGGAUGAGAGGGUUUCUAAAUUUUGUGAGGAAGGGAUGAUGAAGGUGCUUAAAAUUUCAGUGUUGUGUACCAGCAAUGUUCCUGCACAGAGGCCUUGCAUGAGAGAGGUGGUACAAAUGUUGUUGGAAGCAUAUCCCUGCUGUUAA
Messenger RNA from Cryptomeria japonica (Japanese cedar), 626 nucleotides. Its product is annotated as receptor-like protein kinase 7. The record is from RefSeq and is a predicted model, not a curated record. The transcript is spliced from 2 exons. Bases 21 to 626 code for a protein of 201 amino acids. Gene Ontology annotation, biological process: protein phosphorylation. Lineage: Eukaryota; Viridiplantae; Streptophyta; Pinopsida; Cupressales; Cupressaceae. Gene Ontology annotation, molecular function: ATP binding; protein kinase activity.